AUGAACCCUUUUCUUUCUCUCUACAUGAGACUGUUAGAGCAAAGAUAUGCAACCUCAGUCCCGAGCCCAACGUCAACCAAAACGUAUGGCCCAGCAUAUUCCGAUGUUAUCCAAAAACUCCCUCAAAUACCACCCACCACUACAUGGGGCAGCUGGUUGCCCAAUCACACAGAAAUCUUGGCAAAUGACACAAAUGGCCCCUAUGGCCAAGCGGCGUGGUCCUCCCUUUGGCAGCAGGUCAAGCUUGAGGAUUAUACGACCACUGGUUUAUACUCAACCACUAGUUGGCAUUCGGGACCGCAAAACCCGCAUCCGCACCGCACCGAACCCUAUGAGGUGCGGAUUCGGUCCCUAGAGAUAUUUUAA
Aspergillus steynii IBT 23096 is the source of this 366-nucleotide messenger RNA. RefSeq lists its product as uncharacterized. The coding region runs from base 1 to 366 and encodes 121 amino acids. The record is from RefSeq and is a predicted model, not a curated record. The transcript is spliced from 4 exons. NCBI's taxonomy places the organism in Eukaryota, Fungi, Ascomycota, Eurotiomycetes, Eurotiales, Aspergillaceae.